AAAUUCGAUUUUUUUCUAUUUUUGGGUGAUGUCUUUGAUUUUCGUCUAUGUGGAUGCAGAUUACAAGCGUAAUGCCGUACAUGAAUCUCAAUCCGGCAGACAGGCGGCGGGAUUAGCUGCGCGCAAUCACCAUCGACUUCUUCCAUACAAAGUGAUGAAGACAAAUCCUGAAUAUGCCGCCCUCCAGUUAAUGUUGAGGUGAAGAAGAAAGAUGUUGAAGUUGCUGCGGUGCAGCAUCCGGAAGCAGCUGUUCAGGAGAAAGGUGUACAAAAGCAGGAGGGUUAAAAGCAAAAUCCGGAGCAACAGAAGCAGCAAGUUGAGGAAGGAGGAGAGCGUAAUAAAGUGAAGGAAGCUCCUCAGGAGGUUGCUGAAACGCUCUCUGUACCUGAGAUGCAAAAAGAAGAAGCCAAAACCGACUGUUAUGCCAGUUGUGAAGGAACAGAGAAGGAGCGAACAGUUGUCAUCCAUCAUGUUAUCACGGGCAGGGCGACGACAAUUGAGGAGAACCUCUAGGAAUUGGGACUAUUCUCUAUUUCAUCGUGUGAGGAGUAUCACCUUUCAACGUUUCCUGGCGGAACAGGGCUUCGACAUGACAAAGUUCCAGGACAUCUGGGGGAAGGACAAACGCGAUGGUAUCAAAGUGGCCGUUGCGGGGCUACGGGAACUCAUGGAGGAUGACAAGAAGGACCUAAUGGAUCUCCUUGAUUGUCAUUUUGAUCCAGAGAAGCAGAUAAUUAAGCCAGUGUCCCGGAAGACUAACAAAAGGCGCUUUCAGAAGAGACAAACUUCGAGAAUUUCAUCAAGGGAAAUAUUCAAAAAGUAAAUAAUCAUCAGAGAAACAAUCAGCAGCAUCACAAUGGUGAAAACCAUCAGGAUAACAACAAGAACUAUCAGCAUGGCAACAAUCAUCUGGGUGGUCGCACCAGGGGUAAAUUAAUUAAUUAAUUGUAGAAAAAAAA
This is a messenger RNA of Lutzomyia longipalpis, 959 nucleotides long. Its product is annotated as maternal protein exuperantia-like. The record is from RefSeq and is a predicted model, not a curated record. The coding region runs from base 422 to 823 and encodes 133 amino acids. The transcript has 2 exons. NCBI's taxonomy places the organism in Eukaryota, Metazoa, Arthropoda, Insecta, Diptera, Psychodidae.